UGCUCUUUUAAUUAAAGCAAUGCACCAGGGGAAAUUGCUGUCUGAAUAUUGUCUCAGAGAUGGGGGCCACUGACAGUUGCCUGGAAACUUCAAUCUGCCCACCCGCAUUUAUUCCAGAUCACAGUUAUGAGAUAAAGUUUAAUAAAAAUCUUUUUUCCUGCGCCAGCACCGAAAUGAAACCCAAGCCUUUGUGAGGGUCUGAACACAAUGAGAAACAGCUGCGGAGGAAACCUCAUGUUCAACAUGUAUCUCUCAGAUCCAACAGAAAAUCUGUUGAAAGACAGUAAAGGAACAUCCUGGGGUCCAAUAAAUACAGGAGUGCAAAAAGGGAGUGGGCAGAUCCAGCUGUGGCAGUUCCUGCUGGAGCUCCUCGCCGACAGCACCAACGUGUCGUGCAUCGCCUGGGAGGGCACCAACGGAGAGUUCAAGCUCAUCGACCCGGACGAGGUGGCACGGCGCUGGGGAGAGCGCAAAAGCAAACCCAACAUGAACUACGACAAGCUGAGCAGGGCGCUGCGCUACUACUACGACAAAAACAUCAUGACCAAAGUGCACGGCAAGCGAUAUGCGUACAAGUUUGACUUUCAUGGCUUGGCGCAGGUGUGCCAGCCGUCCACCACGGAGCAGGCCAUCUACAAGUUUCAGGGGAACUUCUCCCCGAUUCCUUUUUCCGGGAUUUCCAAACUGAACCUCGUGACCCCCGCCGUGGGGCCCUCGGGUUUCUCCUAUUGGGCCGGCUCCCCUCCUGCGGCUCUAUAUCACAGCCACAAUCUGCAACCUCCGGGGCCCUUUGGCACCGUGUCUCCGUCCCACAUCAGCUGCGUCAACAACAUUAACUCUCUGAGCAACAUCAGUAACCAUUACAACUGACUCCUACACAAUUAGAUCACGUACGAACUACGGAUGAUACAGAAAGGUGCAGAAAGGUCGGUUUGGAGAUAAAACAGUCAGAUAUUUGUUUGCGUCUCGAUUUGAUCACAUUUAUGAUAUGAGUACCCUCCUCCCAACGAUGACACUUACACAUAAUAACACGUAUGCCACAUAUUGUCUUAAAUAAGAAAGAAAAAUGUUUUUUGAUUUUUCUUUAUUUUCAUGCUUCACAAACGGACCGGCGUGCUGUGAGAUAUAUGAGAUUACACUGGUGAUCGGUAUCAGAAAAGAUGUGUUAACAACAUAAAUAAUAAAAAUGAACACCUGCACUCAGUUUUAAUUCAGUUUUCCACGAAAAGACUUCCAGAAGAGUCGUUUGCGAUUUUACGCACAAUGGAUCGAACAUUACGCACGGAAUUUCUACAACAAAAGUAAACAAACAUCAACAGUUCUCUAUUUCAUCAGCACAGUGAGUGACCAAAUAAAUAAACCUAUUUAGAUUUUUUUCUCCGUAAAAAGCUGCUUAUUGGAGGUGGAUAUACACUAGAUACAAUUUAAAAUGUGCCGUAAACAAAAUAAUAAUGUACUUGUUGUAAAUUAUAAUUAUUGAUGUUUUUAUAUUUUUCUGUUCCUUUGCUGUUUCUGUUUGUCCUCUACUCAGACCCAACUCGGUGCCGUCUUUUUUAACUUUGGAAGAAACGAUCAAACCAUCAGUGGGCUACUGGCGCCACCUUGUGGUUCCCACAAUUAUUUUUGCUCAUGGAAUGAAAUAGAAAUGAGUUAUUUAGAUCAGAGUUCAAUUACGUUAAAUUAAGAUAAGUGUAUUUGUGUGAAUAUUGAAUGAAACCUAAUUAAAUUGCUUUAGUUACAUGACACCAUACUGUGACAUCAUUAAUUGUUUUAAUUAAAGCACAAAAGUAAAACAAUC
Messenger RNA from Nothobranchius furzeri (turquoise killifish), 1798 nucleotides. RefSeq names its product FEV transcription factor, ETS family member (gene fev). Lineage: Eukaryota; Metazoa; Chordata; Actinopteri; Cyprinodontiformes; Nothobranchiidae. Gene Ontology annotation, molecular function: DNA-binding transcription factor activity, RNA polymerase II-specific; sequence-specific DNA binding. Gene Ontology annotation, biological process: regulation of transcription by RNA polymerase II; cell differentiation. Gene Ontology annotation, cellular component: nucleus. The record is from RefSeq and is a predicted model, not a curated record.